AUGGUCAACCUAUCCCUCAUCUCCCUCUUCGCAGCCGCAACGCUCGUAACAAGCUCACCAACGGUUUAUUUAAUCCGCCACGGCGAAAAGCCUGAAGACGGAAAUGGACUCAGUGUCGCGGGCGUGCAGCGUGCACAAUGUCUGCGAAAUGUCUUUGGAUCGAGCUCCGAGUAUGACAUCGGAUAUAUCAUGGCCCAGAUGCCUAAGAGCGAUGGUAAACGCCAACGACCUCUCGACACUGUCCAGCCCCUGGCUACUGACCUGGGUCUGACUGUCGAUACAUCGUGCGAGCGGGAUGAUCCGGACUGCGUGAAGGAUGUGGUCGAUGGGUAUAGUGGAACUGGCAAUAUUCUAAUUUGCUGGCAGCAUAAUGCUUUGACGGAUAUUGUUAAGAAACUUGGUGAUAAAGACGCGCCGAAUUAUCCUGAUGAUAGCUUCAAUAUUAUCUGGACUGAUCCUUCACCUUAUUCUUCUAUUACCGCCAAGGUGAGCGAGAACUGCCCUGGUUUGGAUAGCUAG
Penicillium manginii is the source of this 519-nucleotide messenger RNA. Its product is annotated as phosphoglycerate mutase family protein. Bases 1 to 519 code for a protein of 172 amino acids. NCBI's taxonomy places the organism in Eukaryota, Fungi, Ascomycota, Eurotiomycetes, Eurotiales, Aspergillaceae. The record is from RefSeq and is a predicted model, not a curated record. The transcript has 3 exons.